This is a messenger RNA of Sinocyclocheilus grahami, 852 nucleotides long. Its product is annotated as gastrula zinc finger protein XlCGF49.1-like. Bases 94 to 852 code for a protein of 252 amino acids. The transcript has 2 exons. Gene Ontology annotation, cellular component: nucleus. The record is from RefSeq and is a predicted model, not a curated record. Gene Ontology annotation, molecular function: DNA-binding transcription factor activity, RNA polymerase II-specific; RNA polymerase II transcription regulatory region sequence-specific DNA binding. Gene Ontology annotation, biological process: regulation of transcription by RNA polymerase II; embryo development. Lineage: Eukaryota; Metazoa; Chordata; Actinopteri; Cypriniformes; Cyprinidae.
UAUUUCCAUCAGUCUACAAGUGAAGACGAGCAUCAAAGUAUCAGGAAGAAGUGAAAUCUGCAGAGACAGAGUUUAUUGAAGGACAGAGAGAACAUGAGAGAUCCAGAACCCUGCAGAAUGAAACACACUGAAGAACAAACAGAGUUGAUUGAAGAAAAUGAGGAGAAUGAAGAACUGAAUGAAGAGGAGAAACAUCACGUCAAAACUGGAGAAAAACCUUUGAGUCGCUCUCAAACCAAAGAGAAAGAUUUAAAGAAAAGAAGAGCCAAGAAAUCUUUCACCUGCACUCAGUGUGGUAAGAGUUUGACAAACAAACAGAGUUUCGAGAUUCACAUGAGGAUCCACACUGGAGAGAAACCAUUCACUUGUGAUCAGUGUGGGAAGAGUUUCACACAAUCAUCAAACCUUAAGAAACACAUGAUCAUCCACACUGGAGAGAAAGUGCAUGAAUGUGAUCAAUGUGGAAAAACAUUUUUGUGGGCCUCAGCACUGAAGGAUCACCUGAAAGUUCAUACGAAGGAGAAACCACAUUCAUGUUCUUUGUGUGGAAAGAGGUUUUCACUGCUGCAGAAUUUAAAAGUUCAUCAGAAGAUACACAUUGGUGUGAGAGAUCAUAUGUGCUUUGAGUGUGAGAAGACUUUUAUUAGAGCUGAUCAAUUGAAACUGCACCUGAGGAUUCACACUGGAGAGAAACCUUACAAGUGUUCACACUGCGACAAGAGAUUUAGUCGGUUUGAAACCCUGAAAACACACGAGAGGAUCCACACUGGAGAGAAACCUUACACAUGUGAUCAGUGCGGGAAGAGUUUUAGACAAUCGCAAAGACUUAAGCAACACAAACAUAAACACUAG